Thlaspi arvense is the source of this 504-nucleotide messenger RNA. The record is from the annotation of a GenBank genome assembly. Lineage: Eukaryota; Viridiplantae; Streptophyta; Magnoliopsida; Brassicales; Brassicaceae.
AUGGUUGCGAAGAAGAAGGAGAUUGAGAUAGGGAAAGGAAACUGCUUGUUGGGAAGAAGAAUAAGGACGAUUGAUGACUCCCAUUGGGUAGGCAUUGUACUUGACCUCACCGCCUGGUCAUUAUAUGUUAUGGACUGCAGUAUUGCAUGUGUUUCAAAUACCAAAUUAGUUCCAAAUGCACACUUCCCUUUGAAGAGGAUGGAUUUGGACAGUGGGGUGACUGCAAUUGCGCUUUUGGAGAUGCAUGCGACUAGCCAACCAUCUGACUGUUCGAAAAUCAUGGAGACUACUCUUCGCAUUGCAGCCGCUAACUACGCCAUGGAGGUGUUCACUUGCUUCAACCCAUCUCUCUUGUCUAAUUAAUGUCUUAAUUUCUCUACUUUGUACGUUGUCAUGCAUUAUAUGUUUUCGACUGUUGAAUGUUUCAUUUUUGUUCGCUUAUGUAGAAACUAUUAUCAUCUUCUAUCUAUAUGAUUUAAUCUAUGUGGUAUAUAUAUUGAGAAA